Messenger RNA from Halteromyces radiatus, 1718 nucleotides. Its product is annotated as amino acid permease. The record is from RefSeq and is a predicted model, not a curated record. Gene Ontology annotation, cellular component: membrane. The coding region runs from base 40 to 1671 and encodes 543 amino acids. Gene Ontology annotation, biological process: amino acid transmembrane transport. Lineage: Eukaryota; Fungi; Mucoromycota; Mucoromycetes; Mucorales; Cunninghamellaceae. The transcript has 4 exons. Gene Ontology annotation, molecular function: amino acid transmembrane transporter activity.
CUAUAUAUAUAUAUAUAUUUUCUCUUUUGUAUAUACACAAUGGACUCUGUUGACAAAAGAGAGAUUGAACAUAGUGAAAAAAGGGAUCAUGACCAUCCUGAUGCUUCUGAAGAAUACGAUCCUUAUGAGGUUCAAAACCUUCACCGUCAAUUAAAAAAUCGUCAUAUUGCAAUGAUUUCUAUAGGUGGUGUUAUUGGUACUGGUCUUUUCCUUGGUACUGCUAAAUCACUUGCAAAUGGUGGUCCAGCUGGUUUACUUCUUGGUUUUAUUACAAUGGGUACAAUCGUAUUUGCUGUAAUGAAUUGUCUUGGUGAAAUGGUAGCCUAUUUGCCUAUCCCUGGUGGUCAUAUCAAAUUGGCUGAACGUUUUGUUAGUCCUGCUUUUAGUUUUGCUAUGGGUUGGAAUUAUUGGUAUAACUGGACGAUCGUACUUCCUACUGAAUUAUCUGCUGCUGCUGUUUUGGUUAACUAUUGGAUUGGUCCUGAACGUGUUAGUAAUGCUGUAUGGAUUAUUAUCUUCUUGAUUAUUGUCGUAGUCAUCAACUUUUUUGGUGCAAGAGCUUAUGGUGAAGCAGAAUUCUGGUUUGCAAGUAUCAAAAUUUUAACUAUCAUGGGUUUGAUUAUUCUUGGUAUCAUUAUUGACGCUGGUGGUGCUCCUCCUAAUCAUGAAGUCAUUGGUGUUCGUUAUUGGCAAGAUCCUGGACCAUGGGUUCAAUAUGAAGGUAUUCCUGGUGCUUUUGGUAGAUUUUUGGGUUACUUCUCUGUCUUAUUGAAUGCUGCCUUUUCUUUUAUUGGUACUGAAAUCGUUGCUAUUGCUGCUGGUGAAACAAGUAAUCCUCGACGAAAUAUUCCUAAAGCUAUCAAUAAGGUUUAUAUCCGUAUUGUUCUCUUUUAUGUUCUUGGUACUUUCAUCAUUGGUCUUCUUGUUCCUUCCAACGAUCCCAAAUUACUCGGUUCCAGUAGUAAUGCUAACACUUCACCUUUUGUCAUUGCCAUCAACAAUGCAAACAUUCAAGCUUUACCUCAUAUCAUCAACGCUUGUUUAUUAUCAUCUGCAUGGUCUGCUGCAUCCUCUGAUCUUUACACUUCUUCUCGUGCUUUGUAUGGUUUGGCUAUUGCUGGUAAUGCUCCCAAGAUCUUUGCUCGUGUUAGUAAGAAGCGAGGUCUUCCUUAUGUGUCCUUGGUUUUCUGUGCUAUGUUCUCUUUAUUAGCAUUCAUGGGUAUUUCAUCAGGAUCUAGUACUGUAUUUGGUUGGUUCCAAGGCAUGACAUCUAUGUGUGGUUUGAUUACGUGGACUUGUAUUGGUAUCACUUAUCUUCGAUUCUAUUAUGGUAUGAAAGCACAAGGUAUUGAUCGCAACACUUUACCGUUUAAGAGUCCUUUACAACCUUUCUUUGGUUACUAUGUGGUGAUUACAACAACUUUCAUCAACUUGUUUUCUGGAUGGUCAGUAUUUUUGGAAGGACAUUGGGAUACAGCCACUUUUGUUACCAAUUAUUUGCCUUUACCUGUGGCCAUCAUCUUGUUUGUAGGUGCUACUAUCCUACGAAAAUCCAAAUUUGUACGUGCAUCUGAAAUGGACUUCCAUACUGGUAUCUCUGAAAUUGAACAAGAAGCUUUGCAUGAAGAAAAACCUACAACUUUGAUGGGCAAAUUCUUUGAUGCUCUUUAAAUUUUUUUUUAUUUAUUUAUUCCUACCUUUUUUUUUUUUUUUUUUUU